Macrobrachium nipponense is the source of this 955-nucleotide messenger RNA. RefSeq names its product apolipoprotein D-like. The coding region runs from base 115 to 753 and encodes 212 amino acids. The record is from RefSeq and is a predicted model, not a curated record. Lineage: Eukaryota; Metazoa; Arthropoda; Malacostraca; Decapoda; Palaemonidae. Gene Ontology annotation, biological process: lipid metabolic process; response to reactive oxygen species. Gene Ontology annotation, cellular component: cytoplasm. The transcript has 5 exons.
GUGAAAGCUAGAUUUUUAUUUCUGAAACAAUCAUGAUUAUUCUUUUGUAACGCCCUGUAAACAGAGGAAGUCCCGGUCUCGGUCUCCUGCCAAUUGUCAGUAAGAGCUUUCAACAUGAAACUCCUGCUGGCCGUUGUGGUGCUGGGAGCCGUCCUUCAGGGAGGUUCGGCCCACGUGUUUAAAAUGGGAUCCUGCAAGCCGUUUACUCCUAUGCAGAACUUCAAUCCCCAAAAGUUCAAUGGAACGUGGUACGUCAUCAAAAAGUUGGCAACGUCCAGCCCCUGCAUGAGGAUGACCAUCAUCACUUCGCCCUCAGACGCGAUCACUGUCGAAGAGACGAGGACGCCCUCCGUCUCCCAGAUGCUUCCAGUGGACACGUCAGUCAAGAUCAUUGGCGAACUCACCGUGGACCCCAGCAACAAGGCCAGCAUGAAGCUCAAGUGGAAAGGAAAUUUUAUGAAUAGCCUCUACAACACAAACUUAGCAAUCCUGGACACAGACUACACAUCUUACGCCCUUGACAUUGAGUGUCAGUCUCUCAAAGGAUUCAGCUUCAUCCGCCGUGAUUCAGCAACGAUUUACAGCCGCAAUACCACACUUUCUCAAGCUGUCAUUGAUAAGUUGGAGGCGAUGCUUGUCCCGUAUGAUAUUGAUGUGAAACGAAUGAGCCCUAUUGAACAGAGCAACUGCAAGCAACCUGGAGAUAAUGACUACAAUUUCGUACUGAGUGAUAAGGGUAUUACUCAGGAAUAAUUGCACUGGAUUAAAGUACACUUAGCAGCCUUAAAAAUUGACAAGUGAUUAGUAUCCUACCUGAUGCCCUUUGAUUUGUGAAAUCUGAAAUAGAUUCAGUGCUGCGCUCACGAUAAUUUCAGUGGUUCUAAGAGGAAUUCAAACUACUACUUUGUAUAAGGACUACAUUAUGUAUGAUAUCAAAAUAAAUUGAGGAUAUGGC